Hemicordylus capensis (graceful crag lizard) is the source of this 1588-nucleotide messenger RNA. It is a transcript of the gene RFC5, whose product is annotated as replication factor C subunit 5. The transcript has 11 exons. Gene Ontology annotation, cellular component: DNA replication factor C complex; nucleus. Gene Ontology annotation, biological process: DNA-templated DNA replication; DNA repair. The coding region runs from base 386 to 1153 and encodes 255 amino acids. The record is from RefSeq and is a predicted model, not a curated record. Gene Ontology annotation, molecular function: ATP binding; DNA binding; ATP hydrolysis activity. Lineage: Eukaryota; Metazoa; Chordata; Lepidosauria; Squamata; Cordylidae.
AGGUUUGUGGCUGAUCAGGAUUUGAACCUAUGUCUUCCUGGUUUCACUUUGCCCAUGACACCCUGCUGACUCUCCACACUGCCUAAUUCGAUUUCUGUAUGUGCAGGUGCUAAGCAAUUUUAAACUUCCUAAUGCAAAGCGUGCAUGGCAGACCAUUCUCAUUAAUUUUCAGUAACCCUUAUUUAUUUAGAGAUGGGUUGAAAAAUACAGACCUCAGACCCUGGGUGAUCUGAUCUCUCAUCAGGACAUUCUAAGUACUAUUCAGAAGUUCAUCACUGAAGAUCGACUGCCUCACCUUCUCCUCUAUGGACCUCCAGGGACUGGGAAGACCUCUACCAUCUUGGCUUGUGCUAAACAGCUUUACCAAGGCAAGGAGUAUGGCUCAAUGGUUCUGGAGCUGAAUGCUUCAGAUGAUCGAGGAAUUGACAUUGUCAGAGGACCUAUCCUGAACUUUGCCAGUACAAGAACCAUCUUUAAGAAAGGCUUUAAGCUGGUUAUUCUCGAUGAAGCAGAUGCCAUGACACAGGACGCCCAGAAUGCUCUCAGGAGAGUGAUCGAGAAGUUCACAGAGAACACCAGAUUUUGUCUGAUCUGCAACUACCUCUCUAAGGUCAUCCCGGCCCUGCAGUCUAGGUGCACCAGAUUCCGCUUUGGGCCCCUGACCCCUGAGCUGAUGGUUCCCCGGCUGCAGCACGUGAUAGAGCAGGAGAAAGUUGACACAAGCGAUGAUGGGAUGAAGGCGCUGGUGACUCUUUCUAAUGGUGACAUGCGCAGAGCUCUGAACAUCCUGCAGAGCACUAACAUGGCCUUUGGAAAGGUGACUGAGGAGACAGUCUACACUUGCACCGGACACCCGCUCAAGUCUGAUAUUGCCAACAUCCUGGACUGGAUGCUAAACCAAGAUUUCACCACUGCCUAUCGCAAUAUCAUGGAACUGAAAACGCUCAAAGGGUUGGCUCUGCACGACAUCCUGACAGAGAUCCACCUGUUCAUCCAUCGAGUUGACUUUCCACCAUCGGUACGGAUUCAGCUGCUGAUCAAGAUGGCAGACGUUGAGCAUCGUCUGGCAGCAGGGACAAGCGAGAAGAUUCAGCUGGGGGCCCUUGUUGCUGCUUUCCAGGUCACCAGGGACCUGAUUGCCGCUGAGGCUUAGAAUCCACACUUCCUCUCUAGUAGUCCAUCUGCUGUUUAGACUGCAUAUAGUUUGGAAGCCUGCAGCUUCCCUUAUUGCCUAGAUUCCAGCAGGACUCUUAUUGUGUUUAGGUUGGCUCUGGAUAUGGCAUCAGAGCUGUGAAUGUUGCCUUGAUCUUGGAAGGUGGACACUCAAGCCAACAAGCAUUCUGCUACCUUCAUGUAGCCGCUGAGAUACCUUCUAUUUGCCUUAACCUCUGCUGUCUUUUACUCAGACACCUCCCUCUUUGGGCCAAGGAGGGCUAAUUUAGCUAACAUCUCCCCACUAUACCAAGAGGGUUGCUGUGAAUAUGGAGUAAAAUGCUGCAGCAUUAUUGUUUCCCUUGUUCAUUCUUAACUACGGCCCUGUUGCAGUAUGUGUGUUAAAAACAUUUUAUAUUAAAAUGCUUGAAAUAUG